Molecule: messenger RNA, 2511 nt
Organism: Daphnia pulicaria
Lineage: Eukaryota; Metazoa; Arthropoda; Branchiopoda; Diplostraca; Daphniidae
Exons: 7
Coding region: 191-2221 (676 amino acids)
Biological process (GO): regulation of DNA-templated transcription
Cellular component (GO): nucleus
Molecular function (GO): transcription coregulator activity
Source: RefSeq, a predicted model, not a curated record
UCAACAGUUAUCACGAAUCACUAGCGCCACCUGCGAUUGUUUUGGAAACUUCCAGUUCCAGCAUUAUAUUUUUAUUGUCAACGAGUAAACACGUCUUUUUUUCUCUGCUCUCUCUUUAAUUUUCGAUGAAAUAUUCUGUGGUUAUUGAACAAAAGCUUUGGCUUACUGCAAGUCUUUUUUAGACAAAGAAAUGUCCAACCCAAAAUUCAAAUUACACCCGAUUCACAGUCUUUUCAAGUUCAAUGCUGAAAGUAGAGAAAGCAAAUGUAUGGUCAGCGGCUGCCGAGAUUCAUUGAAAGGCAAAAAUACAACCAAUCUAAUACGACAUGCAGAAAAGAAACACUUGGAAGAAUAUGUUCAUUUGAUGGCAGUGCACAAUAAAAACAAGGCUCUACCAAACACUAAAAAGACUGAAGGAAUGCAACUGAGGUCUUAUUGCGAAAAGGUUGUUAAAGAAAAACCAGCAACUAACCGUGAACGAAAUAAGGAAAAGGCCAGAUUAUAUUCCAAAGCAUACAGAGAAAGAAUAAAGUUAAAUAAAAAACAAACAGAAGACAAACUUAAGAAUUCAUCUAGAGCUGUUUGUGAUCCGACGUCGUUAAUCGAGGGACUUUCAGUGCAACAGUUACAUGCUACCAAUCUGGAUCCUGUUUGUCCGAUUCCAAUGACUUUAGAGAAAAAUUCUCAAAUGCAACUACAACCCGCUGCUCUGGAUUCCCAACAAAAUCAAUUAACUGUUUACCCAAACUGGCAGGAAACCAACAGAAUCUCAGAUUUGAAUGAUAACUUAUUCAGUGAAACAAACAAUAAUUCAAUCAGUUCUGCUACGAUUCCACAACCCAGUCCAUGCAGCUCUUUCAAAGCCAAGUCAGAUACAACAGUCCUACUGGAACCGAAUCAUCCUGAAGCCAACGAAAUUCCCAAUGGAGUAAGAAUUCAAGAUGUUCCACCCCUCGUACCAAUAUAUGAAUCAUUCCAAGAAGCGUCCUUCCCCACGGAUUAUGCCCCAGUUGAAAUAUUUUACCAGCCCUACCCCGCAAACAUCCCAAUUGAGGAUAACUCGUUGGAAUCAUCUACUCAAGUAGUUCUUUCUCCAGAAGCCCAGAUAAUGCUCAGCGAGCAGAUGCGGAAACAUGUUCAACUUCUUACGCAAAUGCAUUUGAUCACUGCUCAACAGUCAGAUUUGAAACCUGUAACGGAAGGUUGCCAUUCUAUGCUUCAAGAACUAGUUCCCCUAAAGCAACGAAUGGAAAUCGCCAAUCUAGAUGAAGCUCUUGAUUUAGUCAAACGUUGGGAGACUGUCGUGACAAAAGCCUCGUCUGAAGAACUCCGUAAAUAUCAGAGACAAGUCGUCAACUACGGAGAAAAGAAGAAAUUUUUGAAGUGUUCAGGAAAAAAUCUGGAACGUUUCCCAUUCAACCCAAAAAUGGUAGAAAUGAUGGCUGAAAGUCGAAUCUUCAUUUACCCUGAACUCCUUCCUACACUUGCCAUCUUUCAAGCAGAACGAGGUCCAUCAUGCAGGAUGUCACCGCACGAAGAUCAGCUCAUUGCAAUGGGGAUCGAACGAUUUACUCCUUUUAAUGAAGAUUAUUUUUCAGGUUCUCAGAAGUCGAUGAGCCUUUCAAUAUGCUCCAUGAUUUCUCAAUCCAUUCUUCCCCACCGGACGGCUAAAGAGAUUGAAGCUCGUAUUAAAUCCAAGUGCCUUCCCACAUCACCUGAUAACCCCAUCAAAUAUUACCUGGAAAACCAAGAGGCCCCAUCUGUACACCACGUUAUCCAGCCGUUUGAUCGCUACUCAACAAGAAAACUGAGUGAAAUCCCGUCGUUUUUAUUGCCUAGCCGUUGGCGAGAAUUUUUUAGCUUCAGCAACACGGUUGAUAGUUUACAAAAUCAGCCAGAACAAAAUAUCAGUCGCAUCCCUCCAAGUCCAAAUACAUCCUCUGAGGCACACAUUGCGAGAAUCGCCCUUAACGGUCCUGAGGUUCGUCAGAAAAGAUUUGUUCCUGCGUCUACUUCAAGAAAACUUAAAUCGCCCAGCAAAUAUGAGAAAAUCCUUGGAAAAACUCAAAUGGCAACAACUGUUAGAACUCGUGACCAGCGCCGCCACAAAACUAUUUCUAAAAAGCGACGAAUCGUACAGCCGCACGAAAUAGAAAUUGAUCUUGAAGAGAUAUUUAUUGAAAACAUCAAAACCGAAUUCGACAAAGGCGAGAAUUUUUAAAAAUAAUUCUCUCCCCAAACUCCCCAGUUCUGACGUACUGGCCAGUUCUAACUAAUCAAACCUAUGUCUUUUACAAUACCUUCCGAAUUUUGCUCACACAUUGCCUAAGUUAGUUUUGAGUCGUUGUUUUACAUGGUUAAAGUUAACCCUCAUAGAGAAAAUAUUCAUUCUUUAGUUCAUAUAUUCUGUUUCAUAAAACUUUUUUGUGUGCAGUGUAAACUAUGGGAGGUAACCACAAAGCAAAUGUGUACAUUUUCUAAACAAGUUCACUGAAUAAAGGUUAAAUAAGU